AUUGUCUCACACUAAUCGAUUCCAAGCCUUGGUGAGAACUCUCACUUUGACUGAUAAGGUUGGAUCUGUGCAAGUUUCAUUUUGCAUCUGAACAUCACUUCUUCAGAAACUUGGCCUCAUAGUUUUUUUGUUUUCAGGUGCUUCUAUUGUUGAAAUAGGAAGAUUGAAUCCAAAAGUCUUUCAAUGGCAGAUUGUACCCAAAACUCAAAAUGGAAGUAUCAUGUUUUCUUGAGUUUUAGGGGAGAAGACACUCGCCUAGGUUUCACCGAUCACUUAUAUGCAGCUUUGGUCCGCAAGAGUAUAAUAACUUUCAGAGAUGAUGAAGAACUUGCCAGAGGUGAAGUUAUCUCACAAAAACUCCUGCAUGCUAUUCACAAGUCUCUAUCAGCAAUUGUCAUAAUCUCCAAAAACUAUGCUUCUUCAUCUUGGUGUUUGGAUGAAUUGGUCAAGAUUCUUGAGACCAAAAAUUUGUCGGGACAACAAGUGUUUCCGAUCUUUUAUGGUGUGGAUCCCUCCGAUGUAAGGAAUCAAAGGGGAAGUUUUGCAGAAGCUUUUAGGAAACAUGAAGAAAAAUCUACUGAAAACAAAGAAAAUGUGCAAAAAUGGAGAGAUGCAUUAAGAGAAGUGGCCAACUUGUCAGGGUGGGACUCUAAGGAUCAACAUGAAACUGAACUAAUUGAAGAAGUUGUUGCACAAGUAUGGAAAAAAUUAGAACUCAAAUUCCCAACAUAUAAUGAUGGACUGGUUGCAAUUGACACAAGACUAGAAGAUUUAUUUUCAAUUUUGAAGCUAGGAUUGGAGGGUGUUCGUUUCAUAGGGAUAUGGGGCAUGGGUGGUAUAGGUAAAACAACUCUUGCUACAGCUCUCUUCAAGAAAAUUAAAAGCCAUUUUGAUGUUAGCUGCUUUAUUGCCAAUGUUAGAGAGGUGUCUGGGGAAAGAAGUGAGGGUCUGCUGCAGUUGCAAAAUAAAAUUCUUUCUCAUCUAAACAUCAAAGGAAUGGUAAUUGAAACUUUAAGCGAAGGAAAGGACAGCUUAAGAAACCUCUUGUCCAGCAAAAGAGUUCUACUUGUCCUUGAUGAUGUAAGUUCUAAAACACAUCUUGAGAAUUUGGCUGGAAACCUAGAAUGGUUUGGUCAAGGGAGUAGAAUUAUAGUGACAACAAGGGAUAAGCACCUGCUGAUAUCACACGUAGUGUUGUUUGAAAUGUAUGAGAAUAAAAUCUUAAAUAAAAGUGAAUCCCUUCAACUUUUAUGUGAAAAGGCAUUUAAAGGAAACCAACCUAAAGAGGAUUAUUUGAAAUUGUCUCAAAGUGUAGUCGAAUAUGCUGGAGGCCUUCCCUUGGCUCUUGAAGUGUUGGGUUCUUUUCUUUGUGGAAGAAGUUUAUCUGAUUGGGAAGAUGCAUUGGUCAAGAUGAAGCAAGUUCCACAUGAUGAUAUCCUAAACAAAAUACGAAUAAGUUAUGACAUGUUAGAAGAGGAACACAAGACCAUAUUUCUAGACAUAGCCUGUUUUUUUAAGGGAUGGUACAAACAUAAAGUGAUACAAGUUUUGGACAAUUGCGGUCUUCAUCCAACAGUGGGAAUAAAUGUUCUUAUAGAAAAAUCAUUGGUAACUUUCGAUGGAAGAGUUAUUGGGAUGCAUGAUCUUCUUGAAGAAAUGGGCAAAACUAUUGUUUUUCAAGAGUCUCCUAAUGAUCCUGGUCGGCGGAGUAGAUUAUGGUCACUAGAGGAUAUUGACCAAGUGCUAAAAAAGAAUAAGGGGACUGAACUUGUCCAAGGUAUAGUUUUGAAGUCAACACCUUCUAAGCUGUACGAAGCACAUUGGGACCCUGAGGCCUUCUCAAAGAUGUGUAAUCUUCGAUUACUCGUUGUAUUAUGUGAUUUGCAUCUUCCUCUUGGUUUGAAAUGUCUUUCUAGCUCACUAAAAGUUCUUGUAUGGUGGGGAUAUCCAUUGAAUGCUCUACCCCUUAAAGCUCAACUAGAUGAGCUCGUUCACUUACAAAUGAUCAAUAGUAAGGUUAAACAACUAUGGAAGGGAACUCAGUAUUUUGGAAAGCUGAAAGUAAUUGAUUUAAGUAAUUCCAAGGAUCUACUUCAAACUCCAAAUAUCUCUGCAGUUCCUUACCUUGAAGAGUUGUACCUUAAUGAUUGUACAAAACUCUUUGAAGUUCACCAAUCUAUUGGACAGCACAAAAAGCUCAUGAUUUUGAGCUUGAUGGGAUGUGGAAAUCUCAAAAUCCUUCCAAGUAAAUUGGAGAUGUGUUCCCUGAAAAUGUUCUUCCUUUCUGACUGCUCAGACAUUGAAAGACUUCCUGAUUUUGGGGAAAACAUGACAUCCGUUUCAGUGCUUAAUUUGAUGAAAUGCAAAAGUCUUUUGUACCUUCCAGAUAGCAUUAGUAACCUGAAGUCUCUCAGAAUUCUCAACAUAUCAGGAUGCUCACAAGUUUUUUGCUUGCCAGAUAAUCUAAAACAAAACAAAGCUUUGGAGGAUCUUGACUUGAGUAGAACUUCUAUUAGAAUGUUUGAUCCAUUCCUACUUCAGUUAGGGAAUCUCAAAAGGUUAUCUUUCUUGGGGUGCAGUGGACCACCAUCCAACUCCAGCUGGGACUUACAUCUUCCUUUGGGGCUUAAGUUAAGGUUUUCCCCUGCCCGUACAGGCUUAAAAUUGCCUCCUACUGUCUCAGGUCUUUCCUCAUUAACUGUUUUGAAUUUAAGUUUUUGCAAUCUCACUGAUGCUUCAAUUCCUCCCGAUAUCGAUCGCUUAUCAUCAUUGGAGAGACUAAUUUUAAGUUGGAACAAUUUUACACACCUACCUGACUCCAUUGCUAAUCUUCCAAAGCUUCACUGUCUGGAAUUGGAAAAUUGCCCAGAGCUUCAAUCCUUACCUGUGCUUCCACCGCAUGUACGCUUGUAUGCAUCAGAUUCAGAUGCAAUGCCGGGUAAUUUAUUAGAUCCAGAAAAGUUAUGGAAGUUGUUUGAAUCAAGUGAUCAAGAGCUUUUUCUGUCACCUGUAUCUCGAAAGCUUGAUUGGCCAGCACUCUAUCCUGUGUACAUGGAAAUCCCGCCACGAUUGGAUACUAAGAGCUUUUUUCCCUUGGGGUCAGCAUAUAUAUCAAAACUUGAUUCAUUUGCAUCAGUAACAGUUGGCAUCCCUGAUGAUUGUCUUUCAAGUGAUUGGUGGGGAGUUGCUGUGUUGGUUGCCUUAGAUGCUCAGUCUCCAGAUGAAGGUUUUAUGGCCAAACAAAUGCGUAUGUAUUGGAGCUUUGACACUGAAGAUGGUCCCUCUCUAUCUCUGGCGUCGGGAUCAACAGCGAAUAAUGACCUCUAUCUGUUUACAUUGGCAGUGAGUGAUGACUUUAUAUACAUUCGACGGCACAAUAGAGACGACCCGCCGUGGUGGAACCGAGAACACUUUAGCAAGCAUCGAAAGCCAGAGCUGAAUGAAAACAGUUUGGUGUGUUUUGAAGUGCACGUGGGAGGGUGCAAGAUAAGAAAGUGUAGGUGGCGUGUGUUGCGCAAGGAAGAUUGUAUUGAAGACUUGCAAAACGUAAAGGGCCGUGGCCAACCUGUUAAGACUCGUCCUAGAGGUGAGAGCAAACUAUCUAUGGAUGAAUUCAAGGGAGAGGAUGUUAUUGCUUCGGAAGGAUCCAAGGACAACUUCUCCAUGCAUUGUCCUCAAGGCUGAAUGCAGGAAAUUGGGUCUUCAAGAUAAUGUCUUCUAUCCAUGUGACAUCUUCAGCUGACAUUCCCUUCCACUGUACUAAGAAUUGCUUGACUGUUUUCCUUCCAUCCUUAAUGACUCGGCAGUCUAAUAUAUUGUCUGGCUGCACCACAUCAUCCGAAUGAAGCUCCAAAUUUACAAGAAGCUCAGGUUCUGCUGUAUAAGAUCCAAUGGCCUUCUUGAGCAAAGAUGCAUGGAAAAUUGGGUGGACCCUUGAAGUCGGUGGAAGCUGCAAUUUAUACGAGACUGCUCCAUACCUUUCUUUAAAAGGGCCACAAUAACGUGGAGCUUGUUUCUGGUUGAUGCGCAUAGCAACUGAUUGUUGCCAAUGAGGUCGUAGAUUCAAGAAAAUCCAAUCACCAAUUGCAAAUUGUUGAUCCCUUCUCUUCUUAUCGGCAUAAUGCUUCAUCUGUUCUUGUGCCCUUGUUAAGUGAUAUUUCAAUUGAUUUAAAGCCUCAUCCCUUUCCUUUAAGUCUUGUGCAACCACUUCUGCUUUGGUUUAUCCGUAUACAAAUCUAACAAUUGUAGGAGGCUUCCUUCCAUAAACCACCUGAAAAAGGAUACUGCCAGUAGAGACAGGAAAGGUGGUGUUGUACCAUAAUUCCGCCCAUGGCAGCCAAUAAGACCAAUUCCUUGGCUUUUCAGAAGCAAAACACCUUAAAUAAGAUUCCACACAGCGGUUCACCACUUCCGUUUGGCCAUCUGUUUCUGGGUGGUAUGAAGAAGACAUCUUUAACACAGUACCUUGCAAUGAAAACAGCUCUUGGCAAAAGAUUCUUAUAAACAAAGGAUCACGGUCACUCAACAUAGAUUUAGGGAUUCCAUGCAACCGAACUAUCUCCUUAGCAAAUAUUGCUGCUAUACUCCUUGUUGUAUAAGGGUGCUUAAGAAGAAUAAAAUGACCAUAUUUUGAAAGUCUGUCCACUACUACUAAUAUUGCGCAUAGUUGUCAAUCCCGGAAUGCGGUGCGUAGCAGCCGGCCCCAAAAGUGGGAUAGCGGGAUGGCUGCUAUUUUUAUUUUUUAAAUAUAAAUAAUAGUUUAAUUCAAUAUACAUAUAAAUACUAAAAAAUGACAAAUAGUACUUAAAAUUGAUAACAUUCAUAAAUAGCUAAUAGUCAUAAGGUUUAAAAACUAAAGAAGUUCAAGCCUCCAAGGUUUAAAACAUGAAACAACAACAUUGAAAUUUAAAAUAAGAGUUACUAGACUCCUAGCUACAUAUGAAAUCAUCAAUCAUCAUCUUCUUCUAGCUCGGGAUCCUCAUCAUUGUCACUUUCACUUGUGUUCGAGUGGUAGAUUUCUUCCUCCACCUCUUCCUCUUCACUUUCUAAAUCAACUUCUUCUAUCACCACUCCCUUGCCUCUUCUUUGUCCCCUCCCUCUAGUGGUUGAAGGCCUAGACUUAGUAGUAGAAGAUGUAUUGGCAGCAUCAAUUCCCCUUCUUGAUGUCAUCCUAGUAUAUGUCAAUGGCUCAUCAACACCUCCUGCAUUGGCAACAUCUCCCCAAAUUAAGUCACCACCUUCAAAAACCAAAUCAUUUUCAGCAUGUUCUUCUCCAUCUUCACCCAUUUCUCCCAACAACCACUCACAACUAUCAUCAAUGCCAUCUAGGACAAUGUGGUCAAUGGAAUCACGACAAUUAAAUCUUUCUUUAAGAGCUUGGUUGUAUUGCACAUAGACUAAAUCUUGUAACUUUUGAUGCUCAAGACGACUCCUCUUCUUUGAGUGAAUCUAUAUUGUAAUAUAAAAUAAAUGUUAGUUUCAUAAUUAUUUUAUGAAACUCUAAAGUCUAAAGUCUAAACUAAUACUUUAUAAAAAAAUAUAAAUAAAGUAUUAACUUACAUGCUCAAAGAUACUCCAGUUUCGCUCACAACCGGAUGAACUACACGUCAAGCUUAGCACUUUGAUAGCAAGUGUCAUCAAAUGAGGAGUACUUUGUCCAAAUGACUUCCACCACUCAGCUACAAGGAUAUGGCGACAUAGUUAGUUCAUGAUACUUUAAUAUUUAAUCUAAAUAAGGUUCUUUAUUUUCACCUACCAGGAGGCAAUAUAUUCCUUGAUCUUAUGACUUGUUUCCUUCCAAAGAAGCCUCCAGCCACCUUAAACUCAGCCAAUUCCAGGAUAAUUUUAUCCCCUACUUCAUCAUUCUCACUAAGUGUAUUCAAUACAUGUGUAGACACCAUCCAUGAUUUCUCUAUUACGUUCCAUAUCCGGAUUAGCAUAAAAGUAUUCCGGAUUUAGAAAAUGUCCCGCAGCAUGCAAUGGACGGUGAAGUUGACAUUCCCAUCUUUUGUCAAUUAUUGCCCAAAUCUCCUUGUACUUGCUUUCAUUUCCUUUAAAACCACUUUUAAUGGCCUCCUUAGCCCUAUCCAUUGCCUCAUAUAUGUAACCCAUUGCCGGCUUCUUUUCAUUAUCAACAAGCCUUAGGACAUGCACCAAUGGCCCCAUAGACCUAAGACAAUAAGCAACAUCAUUCCAAAAUGUGUUCAUGAGAACCACAUUUGCUGCCCCUUUCCCCUUAGUGGCUUUAGCUAAGUUAGUCUUUGUCCAAUCAUCUGAAGUGAACAUCUUCCUAAGGUUGUUUCUUUGAGUGUACAACCUUUGCAAAGUGAAAAACGUGGUGGAAAAUCUUGUAACUCCAUGUCUAACCAAUUCUAAUUUGUUGUUGUACUUUCUCAUGGUGUUCAAUGCCAAAGUGUGAUUGUAGAAAAAGCCAACAAGACUUAUACCCCUUUUGAUGGUCUUUUGAACUCUUUUAAGUUUGCCAAUGUCUUCUAAUAUCAAAUCAAUGCAAUGUGCAACACAUGAAGUCCAAAAUAAGUGCUUCCUCUUAGCUUGUAGAAGUUUACCUAAGACCUAAUUCCAAAUUAAAAAAUUGAAAUGAGCAACAUAUUAUCACUAACACACUAACAAAGUAAUUAGCAAAGUAAUAGUUAACGUUACAUACCGGCCAAUACAUAAUUGCUUCCGUUGUCGGUCACCACUUGCACAACAUUCUUCUCACCAAUCUCCUCAACAAGGUUGUCCAAAAGAAUGAAUAACUUUUCUCCGGUCUUCAUGUAUGAAGAUCCAUCAACACUCCUGACAAACAUAGAUCCACCUGGGCUAUUCACUAGAAAAUUUAUCAAAGUCCUUUGCUUCCUAUCUGUCCAAGCAUCGGACAUAAUCGAGCAACCAUACUUUGCCCUCUCUUCCACAUUUUUUAUUAUCAAGUUUUGGGUGUAUUCCAACUCCUUUUUUAGGAGUGGAAUUCUCAUCUCAUGGUAGCUUGGAGCUUUCAAGUGAGGGUCAUAGUUUCCAAUAGCCUCAAACAUCAACAUGAAGCUCUUUAAUCGCACAACAUUGAAUGAAAUGCUAUUCCGAACAAAGAAUCUAGCAAUAUAUUGGAUUGUCCUUGCUCUAGCUUCUUUAUCACAUGCAUCAUUCAUGCUUGUCUGCUUCUUAGCUUUUGUCAACUUCAAGCUUGUCUCCGGAUCUCUCAUAAGAAGUAAAUCCAAGGGGCCUUUAACAUUUGGCUUCUUAGGAGCAGCAGAGGAAGCCCCACUUGAACUUAAAGGCCUUUUCCCACUUUUAAUUGACACAAUUUCUUGCAACUAAUCUUCCUCCUCAUCAUCUUGAUUCAAUUCAGUCAAGUGUUCUUGUUGCCCUUGGUUCUUAGCAAGAGCUUCCUUCAACAACAACACCACUUCUUCUGGAACUUUCCUACAUGAAUUACAAUCUCCCUUUUUUUUUUUUCAUUUGAUGACGUUUUGCCCUUGUAAUUCCUCCUCAAGUUGUCACCCCACAAAAAUCACAUGUUACUCUCUUCCUAUCAUGUGGAUUCUUCAAGUUGUUCCACUGUCAUGAUAUAUCAAUGUUGUCUCCUAUAGGCUUGUAAAGCCCAUUUUCAGUCCGCUUGCAGUUGCCUACAACUUCACUGUUGUUUGGUUCAACUUCAGAGGGGGAUGCCAUGGCUGGUCAUAUACAGCACUUCAGUAGCAAUGGAAAUCAGAAAUUAAGAAAGGGAGUUACUGCAGUAGUGCAGUGAGCACAAAACCGAAAUUAAGAAGAGUAAAACAAAUUAAAAACAGAGCAUUACUGCAGUGAAGAGGCAAAAGCACAAAACCAAAAAUAGAAAGGGAAAGAGGGGAAAAAAGAGGAAAACAAAAUAAAACAGAGCAUGUUACUUAUUGCAGUGAACACAACCGAAAGAGAAAGAGGGGAAAGAAGAGGAAAAUGAGAAAAACAGAGAGGGAAAGUGAGAAGACGAAAAUGAAAAACAGAGAGGGAAAGAGACGAAGACGAAAAGAAAGAGAAAGCAAAGGAUGAAAACUAAUCUCUGAUGAAGCUUCUCGCCGGAGAAGAAGCUUGUCGCCGACGUCGGAGAAGAAGCUUGGUCAAUGAGAGAAGGAAGAGAGGCUCAGAAGGAGGAAGCGGCGGAGUGAACUGAACGGAGAGAAUGAAUGAAUGAUUCAUUGAGAAUCAUUUGACCUAAUUUCCAAUUCCAUUCAACUUUACUGUUAUGCCCUUGACUUGAAGCUCAUACGGUUUAAAAUUAAGGGGUAUUGUGUCAUUUCCCCUACAGAUUCAAUGGAACCUGUGUAGCCGCGAUUUAACCGCGAUUUGGCUGCGAUUUGGCCGCGAAUAGCGCCACAACGGCCGCGAACUGGCCGCGAACCGUAGCGACGCGUCCGAUAGUGCCGCUAUUCGGCGCGAUCGAUAACUAUGCGUCAUACCCUUUGGAUUUUGGAAGACCAGUGAUGAAAUUCAAGGAUAUAUCCUCCCAAACCUGUGAAGGAAUAGGUAAAGGUUGUAACAAACCAUUAGGGGAUUUUGCUAAAUACUUUUGCCUCCGACAAGUAUCACAUGAUUUAACAUACUCCAUCACAGUUUUUUUCAUGCCUUCCCAAUAAAGAUUCCCUGCCAAUCUCUUAUAUGUCCGUAGAUAUAAUGAAUGCCCCCUAGUCGUAGAAGAAUGGAACUCCUGCAACAAUGCAGGAAUAAUAGAGGAAUUAGAUGGAAUGACCCAUCUAUCCUUGUAUAGCAACAUUCCUUGUUGUAGAGAAUAUCCAGGUCUAGCAUUAGGCUUCUGUUUCCGCUGAACUAUUAUUUUCUUCAAAUCUGGAUUCUUGUACACUUCUGCAUAAAUAUCUUUCCCUUGCAACCAGAUUGGUGUGGAAACAAUAGUUUGUAAUGCUCCUUCUUCAUGUACUCGAGACAAAGCAUCUGCUGCCCUAUUUUAUUUCCCAAGCUUAUACACAAUGUCAAAAUGAAAUCCCAAUAACUUAGCCAGCCAACAUUGUUGGUCAGCUGUAAUGAUGCACUGUUCCAACAAGAAUUUGAGACUUUUUUUGAUCCGUAUGCACCAAAAAUUUCCGCCCUAACAAAUAAUGUCUCCAAUGAUUUAUAGCCAACACCAAUGCCAUUAAUUAUUUUUCAUAAACUGAUUUAUUCAUGCUGCUGCCAGAAAGGGCUUUACUAAAGUAUGCUAUGGGUUUUUGUUGCUGCAUAAGCAUGGCCCCAAUACCUAUCCCAUUUUGCCAUAGUUUAGUAUUAACUUUCUGUAAUAGCCAGUCAAACCCAGAAAUCCCCUAACACCCUUAACAUUUUUAGGGACUGGCCGCUCCAAAACACUCUUCACUUUUGUUGGAUCUACUGCUACUCCUUGAUUAGAAAUCACAUGACCCAAAUACUCUACAUAUCUUCUCCCAAAAACUGCAUUUCUUGUGGUUGGCUACAAAUUGAUGAUCUUUUAACACCUGUAGCUCUUGUGAUACGUGUUGUAAAUCAGAAUCCCAAUCAACGCUAUAUACCAAGACAUCAACAAGAAACACCAAUACAAAUCUACGCAAGAAAGGUUUAAAAAUCUGAUUCAUCACAGAUUAAAAUGUGGCAGGAGCAUUGGUCAAACCAAAAGGCAUCACUAAGAAUUCAUAAUGCCCUUCGUGAGUUCUGAAAGCCUUCUUGUGUAUAUCCUCUUCUUUCACGCGAAUUUGAUGAUUACUUGACUUCAGGUCCAACUUCGAAAAAUAGCCAGCACCAUAUAACUCAUCAAUUAAUUCAUCAACCACAGGGUUAAGGUAUUUAUCUCGUACGGACACUUUAUUUAAAGCUCUAUAAUCAAUGCACAUUCUCCAUGAAGAAUCUUUCGUUUUAACUAAUAUUACAAGACAGUGUUGUUAAAUAGCGGCUAUAGCGGCCGCGACGUGCUAUAGCGUAGCGGGAAAUAGCACCACCGCAAUCGUUAUGCCGCUACAUAGCGGCCACCGCGUUAAUCGCGAUCGCGGCCGCGAACGCCAUAGUGGCGUUAUUCCAGAAUCGGAAAUAUCGGAUUUGAUGGAUUUUAAACUUUUUUUAGCUACUUUUUAGGGUUUUAAAUAUGGAAUAUCUCUACUAAUGGGCCACAAACAAUUCCCACUAAUUACCCUAAUUAUUUCCCUAUUAACUACUUCUCUAUAUUAACGCUUCAACGUGAGAGGAU
Lotus japonicus is the source of this 10177-nucleotide messenger RNA. Its product is annotated as TMV resistance protein N-like. Lineage: Eukaryota; Viridiplantae; Streptophyta; Magnoliopsida; Fabales; Fabaceae. The coding region runs from base 184 to 3684 and encodes 1166 amino acids. The record is from RefSeq and is a predicted model, not a curated record. Gene Ontology annotation, molecular function: ADP binding. The transcript is spliced from 6 exons. Gene Ontology annotation, biological process: signal transduction; defense response.